Messenger RNA from Aegilops tauschii subsp. strangulata, 4809 nucleotides. RefSeq names its product ABC transporter G family member 32. Gene Ontology annotation, molecular function: ATP hydrolysis activity; ATP binding; ABC-type transporter activity. Gene Ontology annotation, cellular component: membrane. Lineage: Eukaryota; Viridiplantae; Streptophyta; Magnoliopsida; Poales; Poaceae. The record is from RefSeq and is a predicted model, not a curated record.
AUUGCCGUGGAAGGAGAGCAGCCUGACCUCGCCGCAUGUGGUUGGGCCAGCUACAAUCUGGGAGCAGCAGUGGGCCAGUGGCGAUGAUGACUUGAGCUUCACGGCAGCGAGCCUUGAAUCCCAGUCGACCAUGGGCGCUGGUUCGUCCCCGCCCAGCACGCACUGCGCUGAGCUGGACGCCGUCCACCAAGCUACCCUGCGCACACAGGGACGAAGACGCAUGCGUUCCCAUGGAUGCCCUGCGCUGUCUGCGGCGGGCGGCAGCGGCGUCGCGCCGAGCUGCUCCGCUAGCCGCCGCACGAACCGCCCCUCAACUCGCCGUUGCUCCGCCGUGCGUCGGACCGUUGGCCACGGGCGCGCUAGCAACGGCGACGCUCGACAAGGGCGGCCCCUGCUGAGCACGAGCAGCCCGAGACCACCGUCGCCUCCACAACCCCAGAAGAACACCAUGGGCGCCGCCCGAGCUACUCCCUGCCGCGGCUGCAUCUGCCGGCUCCAUGGCGCGCCGCCGGCGCGGCCUCGCCUGUGCGGACGACACGGGCUCGCCUGGUCGUGGCUGCGGUCGAAGGCCAGCACCAAGCCCGGUCUACCCCGAGAGCACGACACCCUGGCGGCGAGCAGGCGACGCCCAUAACCUGUUUGUUGAAAUGCCCAGAGAAAAAGGAGGAAGAAGUAAAAAAAGAAAAAUGCAAAAGAAAAAACCCUUGAGUCAUUGACAGGUGGGACCCUCGUCCAACUCAGCAGAUUGUCCACGCAAGCACGCCACGUCAGCCUGACAGGCUAUCGGGCAUGCUCUCCACAUCUUUCCCCGAAGGAAGCAUUCGAUGACCAUACUCCAUGAUGUUAGUGGGAUCAUCAAGCCACGGAGGAUGACUUUGCUAUUAGGACCUCCUGGGUCUGGCAAGACCACGUUGCUCUUGGCAUUGGCCGGGAAGCUUGACAAGGAGCUCAAGGUUUCAGGUAAGGUUUCCUACAACGGCUAUGAGAUGAAUGAAUUUGUCCCUGAAAGAACAGCUGCGUACAUUAGCCAGCAUGAUCUCCACACUGGGGAGAUGACUGUAAGGGAGACCUUGGCCUUUUCAGCACGCUGCCAAGGUGUUGGCUCUCGAUAUGAAAUGUUGACUGAGUUGGCAAGAAGGGAAAAUACAGAGAACAUCAAGCCAGAUAAUGAUAUCGAUGUUUAUAUGAAGGCCUCAGCAAUGGGAGGACAAGAAUACAACGUUGUUACAGAGUAUAUACUGAAGGUGCUAGGAUUGGAUAUCUGUGCUGACACAGUGGUAGGAAAUGACAUGUUAAGGGGUAUAUCCGGUGGACAAAGGAAGCGUGUGACAACAGGUGAAAUGCUUGUUGGUCCAGCAAGAGCUCUGUUCAUGGAUGAGAUAUCUACUGGGCUGGACAGUUCAACCACAUACCAGAUUGUGAACUCCAUUAGGCAGACUAUCCACGUCCUUGGUGGGACUGCUGUCAUCUCCUUGCUCCAGCCGGCACCAGAAACAUACGACUUAUUUGACGAUAUUAUACUCCUCUCUGAUGGGUAUGUUGUGUACCAAGGAGCCCGUGAACACGUUCUCGAGUUCUUUGAGUCAAUGGGCUUCAGAUGCCCGCAGAGAAAGGGUGUUGCGGACUUCUUGCAGGAAGUGACAUCAAGGAAAGAUCAAGAGCAAUAUUGGUAUAGGAGUGACAUGCCAUAUCAUUUCGUGCCCGUGAAGCAAUUUGCUGAUUCAUUCCAUUCCUUCCACAUGGGACAAUUUGUUCAUAAUGAGCUUUUAGAGCCAUUUGACAGGACCAAGAGCCACCCUGCUGCUCUUGCUACCUCAAAGUUUGGUGUCAGUAGGAUAGAGCUUCUCAAGGCAACCAUGGAUAGAGAGUUUCUACUUAUGAAGAGGAACUCAUUUUAUUUUAUUUGUAAAGCUGCUCAACUAUGUCUUAUGGCAUUCCUUGCGAUGAGUACAUUUUUCCGUACCAACAUGCACCGUGACCCCACUUACGGAACAAUAUAUAUGGGGGCACUAUACUUCGCCAUUGACGCAAUCAUGUUUAAUGGUUUCUCAGAGCUUGGCAUGACUGCCACGAAACUUCCUGUUUUCUUCAAGCAGAGGGAUCUUCUUUUUUUUCCUGCAUGGGCCUACACCAUACCAGCGUGGAUUCUCCAGAUUCCUAUAACUUUUUUUGAGGUCGGAGUUUAUGUUUUCACAACAUACUAUGUCAUUGGAUUUGAUCCCAGCAUAAGCAGAUUAUUUAAGCAGUAUAUGCUGCUCCUUGCACUCAAUCAGAUGUCAUCCUCACUGUUCCGCUUCAUUGCUGGACUUGGAAGAGACAUGGUUGUGUCUAGCACCUUUGGGCCCUUAGCAUUGGCGUCUUUUACAAUAUUGGGUGGCUUUAUUCUUGCAAGACCUGAUGUGAAGAAAUGGUGGAUUUGGGGUUACUGGGUAUCUCCAUUGUCGUAUGCACAGAAUGCUAUUUCAACAAAUGAAUUUCUGGGCCAUAGUUGGAACAAGAUUCUUCCUGGACAAAAUGAUACAAUGGGAAUUAUGGUCCUGAAAUCUCGUGGAAUUUUUACUGAGGCCAAGUGGUAUUGGAUUGGAUUUGGUGCAAUGAUUGGAUACACACUCCUCUUCAACCUGCUAUACACCCUAGCUCUUUCAGUUUUGAAUCCACUAGGUGACACUCACCCAACAAUGCCUGAAAAUGCAAUAAAGGAAAAGCACGCCAACGUAACUGGAGAAAAUUUGGAAGAUCCCGAGAAAAAGAAAUGUAGAAAGCUAGAAUUGUCUGGCGGCGCCAACCAAAACUGUGCGACCAGCAACGUGGGUUCUAGUUCAAGAAGGAAGGGCAUGGUGCUCCCAUUUGCGCAACUGUCACUAAGCUUUAACGCUGUAAAAUACUCAGUGGACAUGCCACAGGCAAUGUCGGCACAAGGAGUGACAGAUGACCACUUGGUGCUUCUAAAGGGAGUUAGUGGUUCUUUCAGGCCAGGAGUACUUACCGCGUUGAUGGGUGUGAGUGGUGCCGGAAAGACUACUCUUAUGGAUGUAUUAGCGGGAAGAAAAACUGGAGGUUACAUAGAGGGGGAUAUCACCAUCUCAGGCUAUCCAAAGAAGCAAGAGACUUUUGCACGUAUAUCAGGAUACUGUGAGCAAAAUGAUAUUCAUUCUCCGCACGUAACUGUUUAUGAGUCACUCGCGUUUUCCGCAUGGCUGCGGCUUCCAUCGGAAGUUGAUUUAGUCACAAGAAAGAUGUUUAUCGAGGAGGUCAUGGAGCUUGUAGAGCUCACCUCAUUGUGGGGUGCACUUGUUGGUCUUCCAGGAGUUAAUGGCCUAUCAACUGAGCAACGCAAGAGACUAACUAUUGCUGUGGAGCUUGUUGCUAACCCUUCAAUUAUUUUUAUGGAUGAACCAACAUCUGGUCUUGAUGCUCGGGCAGCCGCAAUUGUCAUGAGGGCGGUAAGGAAUACUGUAAAUACUGGUAGGACAGUUGUCUGCACUAUUCACCAGCCAAGUAUUGACAUAUUUGAAGCAUUUGAUGAGCUUUUCCUAAUGAAGAGAGGAGGAGAAGAGAUAUAUGUCGGCCCACUAGGCCAUAAUUCCUCAAAAUUGAUUGAGUACUUCGAGGGAAUUGAAGGCGUCAGUAAGAUAAAAGAUGGAUAUAACCCAGCAACAUGGAUGCUGGAAGUGACAUCUAUUGUCCAAGAGGAGAUGCUUAGUGUUGACUUCUGCGAAAUCUACAGGCGAUCAGAACUCUACCAAAGGAACAAGGAACUUAUAGAAGAGCUAAGCACACCACAUCCUGAUUCCAGUGAUCUCGACUUCCCUUCGCUGUACUCUAGAUCAUUCUUCACACAAUGCCUAGCUUGCCUAUGGAAGCAGAAGUUAUCAUAUUGGAGGAACCCAUCUUAUACAGCAAUGAGAUUUCUCUUCACUAUCAUCAUUGCACUACUGUUUGGGACAAUGUUUUGGGGCCUGGGACAAAAAACUAAAAGAGAACAAGAUCUGUUCAAUGCAGUGGGAUCGAUGUAUGCCGCAGUUCUUUACCUCGGAAUCCAAAACUCUGGUACCGUUCAACCGGUGGUGGCAGUGGAGCGCACAGUUUUUUAUAGAGAAAGAGCAGCCGGCAUGUAUUCAGCUUUCCCAUAUGCAUUUGGACAGGUUGCGAUUGAAUUUCCAUACAUCCUCGUGCAGACCGUGAUAUAUGGUGUACUAGUCUAUUCGAUGAUUGGAUUUGAGUGGAGUGUUGCCAAGUUUUUUUGGUACUUGUUCUUCAUGUACUUCACGCUUCUAUAUUUCACCUUCUACGGGAUGAUGGCGGUAGGACUGACACCAAACGAGAGCGUAGCAGCAAUCAUCUCAGGAGCGGUCUACAAUGCGUGGAACCUCUUCUCAGGAUAUCUUAUUCCUCGACCUAAAAUUCCUGUUUGGUGGAGAUGGUAUAGUUGGAUUUGCCCAGUUGCAUGGACACUAUAUGGAUUGGUUGCUUCGCAGUUUGGUGAUAUUCAAACGAAACUCGUCACGAAAGAUCAAACUGUGUCCCAGUUCAUCGCAGAGUUCUAUGGGUUCGACCGUGACUUGUUGUGGGUUGUUGCAGUAGUUCAUGUUGCUUUCACCGUGGCUUUCGCUUUCAUGUUCAGUUUUGCCAUUAUGAGGUUCAACUUCCAGAGGAGAUGAAGGAGAGGAGAUGUCAUUUUUCUGUAUCCGGUUGUAUUUGCACUGGGUGCACUGCUGAUGCAUAGCACCCGUUGUUAAUGGAGAUCACUGUAACCAUUUGAGGUUUUUGUUCCAUUCUGCAAUAAAGAUCCUUCACAAGGUCUUAUUA